GAGAAAAUAAAAAAAAAGAACAGAGACAUAAAAUUAUAAUUGUUUUUAUUAUUUUAAUGUGGGAUUUUCGAGAGCUGUGAUAUUUAUAAAUAUAUAUUUUUUUUCUGAUACAUAUACAAAUAUGUAUUUUAUGGAGAUUUGCGCAGUUCAAUCUUUGUGAAACUUAGUCAUAGAAGAUUUUACUCUUCUUUUUUCUUGGUAUUUUUCUCUCUCUUCCAGUCCUUCAAGCGGUCUAUAUCACUGUUUGCGAAAUCGAUAAAAGAAAAAAAAAAAAGGAAAAAAAGAAAAAAAUUCUUUAACUUGGGGUUUUUGUCAUUUUUAGUGAGAGAAAAAUAUCGCAGCCAUAGAUUCGUAAUCUGCUUCACUCUCUCUGACCUUUAAACCCCUCAGGAGGGUUUUAUUUUUUGUUUUUCCACUACUAUAUCUAUCAGUAUCUCAUACCGGUCCUCUGGUUUUGCUCUCUGGGGAGAAGCAAGGUUGGUUUUUUUUUUGUUUGUUUGUGGUGUGCUGUGUGUUUUUGUGGAGGAACAGAGUAAAAGGGAGGGUUGAGUAGGUGGAUUUAUGUCGGCUGGGUUUGAUUUGGAGAUUGGGGCUCUGUUGCAGCUCUGGCUUUGUUCUGUUUACUCUGCGUUAUUAUUCGCUUUCUGCUGUAUGUUUCUCUGCUCUUCCAGGCAGAGCUUGAAUCCGGUGAACCCAACUGUUUCGAUGCGUUUGAUACCAAAAAGGACUUGUUCUGGAGUAGAGUGUUUUGGACCCUUUCACAUAAAAAGAUUUUCCUUCCUUUUCUUGUUCCUUAGAGGGGGUCUCACUUAAUAUUACUUCAUUGAUAUUGAGUUUUUUUUUUUUUUUUUUUUUCGCUUUUAUAGUUUUGUUAUAUUUUUUCUUUUUCUUUUUUUCUUGAGAAAUUUCUGGGUAUUUUUGUGGGAUUUUAUAGAGACAAAAUCCCAAAGAGAUGCCAGAGCCUCGAAAGCAAUCUAUUAAUAUUUCCAAGAAUCCCAUUAUGGUACAAAUUCCUUCCGAAGAGUUCAAAUCCAUGAGAAAAAUCCGUGUAAUCUGUUCUGAUCCCGAUGCUACUGAUUCAUCCUCGAGUGAAGAUGAAGGAGAAGAGGUGAUUAAGAGGAGGGCUAUCAAGAAAUGCAAGCGUAUUGUACGGGAAAUCAGUCUUCCUCCUUUUCAUCCCCAGAAGGCCCUUGAGCCUGAAGGUUCUUGUCAGGACAGUAACCACGGAGGCAAAACCCCUUGCCCCAAGAGGAGGGUUUUGGCCAAAACAACCACAACAAAGAAAACAUCUUCCUCACCUUACAGAGGUGUUCGAAUGAGGAAAUGGGGCAAAUGGGCGGCUGAAAUUCGUGAUCCUUUCAAAGGAGCCCGUAUAUGGUUAGGCACUUACAACACUCCCGAAGAGGCUUCAAGAGCUUACGAGAAUAAAAAGCUUGAAUUUGAAGCUAUGGCAAUGGCUAUGGCUUCCUCUGAGAAAAGCAAUAGUACAUCUUCUUCGGCUGUGGUUUCCAAGUCGCACAACAACAACAGCAGCAACAACCACUCUGUUUCUUCAGAGGACUCUGAGAGCGUUUUGUCCCACGCUUCUCCUUCUUCUGUACUAGAAUUGGAGACCUCGACCUCUAUGUCCAAUUCUAAUGUGAAUGGUUCUGAUUUUGUCAAGGAAGGUGUUGAUGAUACUAAUCUUGGCGGGUUGGAAAUACCUGACUUUUUGAUGGACGAGGCUUUGGCUUCUCUUUCAUUUGGGGAAGAACUGAACUUGAAUCCGGGUUUUGAUGAACCUAAUCUGGAUGAUUUUGGGCAAUUCUUCAGUGGUUUUAGUAGCAUUGAAGAUGUUCAAAUAGGUGGUUUUGAAGAUGGUGAGCCGAGCGACCUUCCUGAUUACGAUUUCGAGGAUCUUUGCAAUGAUGAUAUUGCUUCUUGGAUGGAUGAACAACAGCCACAACCCCGCAACAUAUCGUGCGUAUAAAGUUUUGCAGCUAAAUAGGAACUAUUAGUGUUCCCAAUUAAGUUUUGUUCUAUUUAUUUAAAUUUUUAUGGAAAAAAAAAAAAGAAAAAAAAACCUGAAUCUCAAGAACUUGAAUAUGAGUUCUUGUGCGAGUGUUAUUAUGUGAGUGAGCUUUACUUUAUAUGUUUGUUUAAAUGUCUUUGAAAAAGAGAGUGAUUUUGAGGGAAAUGAGAGUCUCAUUGUGUAAAGAGAGUGAGGAGUCCUUUGGGUUUUCUUGUGCUGUAGAGCCGUCCAAGGGGUUCUCAAAACUUUUAUUCUCUCAUAGCCAGAUAUUGUUUAAUCCCUUUAUGUGGUUGUGAGAUCAAUCUGCUCAUUUUCCUCGCAUCUCUUUCUUUCACUCCAUGAAUAUGAAAUGAAGUUAAUAUUAUUUGAA
Messenger RNA from Ziziphus jujuba (common jujube), 2381 nucleotides. Its product is annotated as ethylene-responsive transcription factor ERF118. Gene Ontology annotation, biological process: regulation of DNA-templated transcription. NCBI's taxonomy places the organism in Eukaryota, Viridiplantae, Streptophyta, Magnoliopsida, Rosales, Rhamnaceae. Gene Ontology annotation, molecular function: DNA-binding transcription factor activity; DNA binding. Bases 953 to 1969 code for a protein of 338 amino acids. The record is from RefSeq and is a predicted model, not a curated record. The transcript has 2 exons.